Molecule: messenger RNA, 1345 nt
Organism: Trachemys scripta elegans
Lineage: Eukaryota; Metazoa; Chordata; Testudines; Emydidae
Product: DELTA-actitoxin-Aeq1c-like
Exons: 3
Coding region: 178-756 (192 amino acids)
Biological process (GO): cytolysis in another organism; pore complex assembly; monoatomic cation transport
Cellular component (GO): pore complex
Molecular function (GO): channel activity
Source: RefSeq, a predicted model, not a curated record
CACAGCCCUGCCCCAACUGGCAAAGCGUGGACUCCACCUCAGCUAGCAGGAAGCACACGCUGAGCGCUGGACCUGGUGCUAGGCAGGGGCUGGGAGUUCAGUGAGUCGGCUCUGCCCAGAGAGGGGCUGGUGGUGCUCUGUGGGAGCUGCUGCUGAACAAUCCCUCAUUGCUGCGAGAUGACUAACGUUGAAAGGCUGGUUCAGGAGGUGGAUGUAGGCCGGUGUGUGGGCAUCCAGAUAACCAACAACACCAGAGACGUGACCCUUGAGUUCCCCAGGAAUUACUGUUUCAGCGGCUGGGCCAAGAUAGACCUUGUGCCCCUGAUCCCUCCUGGCUCCGCGGGGAGCUUCCUGUUUGUGAAAACAAGAUCAAUAGCCCGCGGGAGCGUCGGGGUGCUGAGCUACGAGUCCAACGCCUUCACCCUGGCCCUCAUGUUCUCCAACCCCUUCAACCGCAUGCUCUAUGACAUGGAGUUUGCCCUCGAGCUCUUCACUGGCAGGAAGCACUUCCACAGCAUGGAUCGCCUCUACCACUACAUGUACAGCCACGACCCUCCCUACAUGUGCGACUCCUUCCAGAAAAGGAGGCUCAUUGAUGGCAAGGAUGGUGAGCUGGAGGUGACCAGCCAGGAGAUCCAGGUGAUGGCCACCAUGUCCAACCAGAAGAAGUCCAUCAUUAAAGUGCAGAUUGAGCAGAGAGACCACUGCCCGUCCUACGCUGCCCACGCAGCCAACCUGGAGGGCACAGAGGAAUGACCUAGUGCGACAGACGAGGGGGCCGUGGGUGGGAACUCCAGUAAAUAGUGACUCUUUCCCAUCCCAAGUGUACAGACACGUGCUAGCUCUGCUUGAGUUACCCACAGUGUGGCCACAGAGGCCUGUGCUGCAGGAGGAGCCAGCCACCCUGGGUAUGUAGCCUGAGCCGCUGCCCAGGACUGCUGUAUUUAUCAUGCUAGCACGUCUGUCUACCCAGGCUGGGAGGCAUCCUCACAGCUGCCUGGGGACGUACCCGCAGGAGAGCUGAGGUGGCCCCAAACAGAGAUCCCUAGUCACCAGUUCUGCCUGCCUUUGCCCAACCAGAUCACUAAAUUGUGAGGCCCCAAGGCCUAUUUUGACCAUCCAGUCUGACCUGGGAACAGCACCGGGCGAUCCCUGCCCCCAGCCCGACAGUUGGGGACUGAAGACGAGAGGCAGCCGAUCUGUGUAAAGCCGGUUGCCCUUCAUUUGGUUGUGGCCCAGAAUGCCCCUUUGCUGCGACAAGGCUUCCGGGAGACCCACAAAGAGAAACAUCUGCUGCCUGUUUAAAGUUGGGUUAAAAAUAAACGAAAUGAUUUUCACUUCCUCC